GCGGGGGCGACCGGACCCCGCCACCCGCGCCCGGCCCAGAUCACUCCGAGCACCCAGCACCAGCUCAGAGGCAGCCCCGACCGCCCUCACCUUCUCGCCCUAACUUUUCUUAAACUUGCGGGUGAGGAGGAAGCUGCCGCCCCGUCCCCCCCUAGCCGCCACGAUCCGCACUUGAACUCCGCCGCGCGGGCCUUCCACCUUGCGCCGCCCCGCGCGCGGGCGUGGAGUGGCUGCCGGGAAAGCCCGAUGAACUCUCCAGAAAGUGCGUGAAGGAGGGUCGGGCAGCCGCGCUCGGCUCGGGGGGCGCGCGGGGUCUCCCUCGGGGAGCGCGCGGCAGCAGAGCCGGGGAGAGACUGUGGACCGUGACCGUGCGGCCCCGGCGGACCUCCGCGCAGUAAUGCCAACAUGAUGUUUCACUCAGAUCAAAUGUGGAACUGCCGUUGGAAAUGGAAGCCAAGUUCUCUUCUGCUCUUAAUUGCUUUAUGUACUGUGUACCUUCCUCUUCCAGCGUGGAGCUGUGCCAACUGCAGAGUCGUCCUAUCCAGCCCUUCGGGGACAUUUACUUCUCCGUGCUAUCCAAAUGACUACCCGAAUAGCCAGGCUUGCAUGUGGACCCUGCGAGCCCCCACCGGCUACAUCAUUCAGAUAACGUUUAAUGACUUUGACAUUGAAGAAGCUCCCAAUUGCAUCUAUGACUCCUUAUUCCUUGAUAAUGGAGAGAGCCAGACUAAAUUUUGUGGAGCAACUGCCAAAGGCCUAUCGUUUAACUCCAGUGCGAAUGAGAUGCAUGUGUCCUUCUCCAGUGACUUCAGCAUCCAGAAGAAAGGCUUCAAUGCCAGCUACAUCAGAGUUGCUGUGUCCUUAAGGAACCAGAAGGUCAUUUUACCCCACACACUAGACAGUUAUCUGGUGUCUGUUGCCAAAAGUGUCUCUAUUCCAGAGCUCAGCGCUUUCACUCUCUGUUUUGAAGCAACCAAAAUGGGCAAGGAAGACCACGAAUGGAUAGCCUUCUCCUACUCCAAUGCAUCCUCCGCACAGUUACUCAGUUUUGGAAAGGCCAACGGUGGCUACUUUCUUUCUAUUUUGGGCUCAAAAUGUGACCUAAACGGUUUGCUACGUGUCAAGGAUAAAGAAGACAUUUUCACAGAGAGCUUUGAGCAGCUCUGCAUCAUGUGGAAUAAUUCUCUGGGCUCUGUUGGUGUCAAUUUCAAGAGAAACUAUGAAGUAGCUUUCUGCGAUGCUGCCCUUAAUAAAGUGAUUCCUGGAAAUGGGAAAUUGUUGUUAGGCUCCAGUCACAAUGAAAUUGCCUCUCUCAAAGGGGACAUUUAUAACUUCCGACUUUGGAAUUUUACCAUGAAUCCCCAAAUCCUCUCCAACCUCAGCUGUAACGUGAAAGGGAAUGUGGUCGACUGGCAGAAUGACUUCUGGAAUAUCCCAACCCUAGCUCUGAAAGCCGAGAGCAACCUAAGCUGUGGUUCCUACCUGAUCCCACACCCGGCUGCAGAACUAGCCAACUGUGCAGAUUUGGGGACCCUCUGCCAAGCUACUGUAGACUCUGCUAGUACUACACCACCCAUUGUCACCACUAACAUGCCUGUUACUAAUAGAAUCGAUAAACAAAGGAAUGAUGGAAUUGUCUUUAGAAUUUCCAUAGUGAUUCAAAACAUCCUUCAUCACCCUGAGGUUAAAGUGCAGAACAAGGUGGCGGAAUGGGUAAGGUGCAUAGUAUUCCAUUCUGUGGCUCUCAAUUCAACCUUCCAAAAUUGGAACUACACUGUUUAUGUGGUCAAUAUCAGGUUGGUGAUCUGGGCCCUUCUAGUUUACAAUGCUACCAACAAUCCCAAUUUAGAAGGAAAAGACAUUCAACAGAAGCUCUUAAAAAAUAACGAGUCCUUGGAGGAGGGCUUGAGGCUCUAUGCAGUGAGUGUAAAACAACUGGGCUUGUGUUACGCUGAUGAGGAGCCCAACGGCUACCAAUGGCCACUCAUCUCACCGUCUGUCUACAACCUCCCUUGUCCUGGGAGGCAAGGCUUCUAUGCUUCACGGACAUGUUACCGUGACCUUACCAACAUGUCUUUAGCUUACUGGGGGCCUCCUGACAUCUCCAAUUGUUCGAGAGAAGCAAAUGAAGUGGCCAACCAGAUUUUAAAUUUAACUGGUGAUGGGCAGACCUUAAGCUCAGCCAAUAUUACCAGCAUUGUAGAGCAGGUCAAAAGGAUUGUGAAUAAAGAAGAAAACAUUGAUAUAAUGCUUGGUUCAACUUUAAUGAAUAUAUUUUCUAAUAUCUUAACCAGUCCAGACAGUGACCUGCUUGAGUCUUCUUCUGAAGCUUUAAAAACAAUUGAUGAAUUGGCCUUCAAGAUAGACCUAAAUAGCACAUCACACGUGAAUAUUACAACUCGGAAUUUGGCUCUUGGAGUAUCUUCCCUGUCCCCAGGGACAAAUGAAGUUUUAAAUUUUAGCAUCGGUCUUCCAAGCAAUAAUGAAUCCUAUUUCCAGAUGGAUUUUGAGAGUGGACAAAUGGAUCCAUUGGCUUCUGUAAUUUUGCCUCCAAACUUACUUGAGAAUUUAAGUCAAGAAGAUUCUGUAUUAGUUAAAAGAGCACAAUUUACUUUCUUCAAUAAAACUGGACUUUUCCAGGAUGUAGAAACCAAGAAAGGCACCUUAGUGAGUUAUGUGAUGGCAUGCAGUAUUGGAAACAUCACUAUCCAGGGUCUGAAAGAUCCUGUUCGAAUUAAAAUCAAACACACAAGAAACCAGGCAGUGCCUCAUCCCAUCUGUGCCUUCUGGGAUCUGAACAAAAAUGAAGGUUCGGGAUUUUGGAACGCGUCAGGAUGUGCGGCACACAGAGACUCAGAAAAAGAAGCCAGUGUUUGCCCAAGGGCUCACAUUGGCCAUGGUGGGCUCCUUCUCGACCUUCAAGGAACCGCCUCUCAGAUAGAUGCAAGAAACACCAGGGUCCUCACCUUCAUCACCUAUGUUGGGUGUGGGAUAUCUGCCAUCUUUUCGGCAGCAACUCUGCUGACAUAUGUCGCUUUUGAAAAGCUGCGCAGGGACUAUCCCUCCAAAAUCUUGAUGAACCUGAGCACCGCCCUGCUGCUCCUCAACCUCCUCUUCCUCUUGGAUGGCUGGAUCACCUCGUUCCACGUGGAGGGCCUCUGCACUGCCGUCGCUGCCCUGCUCCAUUUCUUCCUCCUGGCAACCUUCACCUGGAUGGGGCUGGAAGCAAUUCACAUGUACAUUGCGCUGGUGAAAGUGUUUAACACUUACAUUCGCCGAUACAUACUGAAGUUCUGCAUCAUUGGCUGGGGUCUGCCUGCCUUAGUUGUGUCCAUUAUCCUGGCAAGCAAAAACCAAAAUGAGGUCUACGGAAAACAAAGUUACGGAAAAGAACAAGGCGAUGAAUUCUGUUGGAUUCAGGAUCCAGUCGUAUUUUAUGUGACCUGCGCUGGGUAUUUUGGAGUCAUGUUUUUCCUGAACGUUGCCAUGUUCAUCGUGGUAAUGGUGCAGAUCUGUGGGAGGAAUGGCAAAAGAAGCAACCGGACCCUACGCGAGGAGGUUUUAAGGAACUUGCGCAGUGUGGUCAGCCUGACGUUUCUGCUGGGCAUGACGUGGGGUUUUGCUUUCUUUGCCUGGGGACCCUUAAAUGUCCCUUUUAUGUACCUCUUCUCUGUCUUCAAUUCACUACAAGGCUUAUUUAUAUUUAUUUUCCACUGUGCUAUGAAAGAGAACGUUCAGAAACAGUGGAGGCGUCAUCUCUGCUGUGGUAGAUUUCGGUUAGCAGACAACUCAGACUGGAGCAAGACAGCUACCAAUAUCAUCAAGAAAAGUUCUGACAAUCUAGGAAAGUCUUUGUCCUCAAGCUCCAUUGGGUCCAACUCAACAUACCUUACAUCCAAAUCAAAAUCCAGCUCCACCACCUACUUCAAAAGGAAUAGCCACACUGACAAUGCUUUUGUGGACAAGUCCUCAUCCAAAUUGACCCAUGCCGAUGGAGAACAAACAUCAAUCAUCCCCGUCCACCAAGUCAUUGAUAAGGUCAAGGAUUAUUGCAAUGCUCAUUCAGAUAACUUCUAUAAAAAUAUUAUCAUGUCAGACACCUUCAGCCACAGCACAAAGUUUUAAUAUGUUUAGUAGAAGAAAGAAGAAUCUGUCAACAAAAAUGUAAAAAUCUGCAAGCAGUGGAAACUAUGACUGGCACGUGUGAACGUGCUAUGACCUAGGUAACUGCUUGUUCAUGUAGGAGGAAGGUAUUUUGUUAAGAAAACUUUUGUAAAAUUUUAAAAUCUGUCUUUUCAGUGUAUUUCUUCCAUGUGGGAGUUUCCACCAUCACUAAAACUUUAGUACUGAGAACAGCAUGACCCAAUAGGUACAGGGGAUAUGAUUUUUUACAUAUAUAAUUGGAUCAGAUUGAUCAGAACUCGAGAAGAUGGGGGACAUUAAAGUUAGUGGACGAGGGAGGGGCAGCGCUCAGGAAGGGUACUUAAUGGCUCAUCACAGCCCACUGUUAGGUUUUGGAUGUGGCCGUUUGCUACAUCAUCUUUCUCAACAAUGAGAAACAUACAAAUAGUCAUGACUAUUUGGGGGUGCCUAAGUCCCAGUGCUAGUUUCUAUGAAUGCAUUUCUACUUUUUCAAUAACAUUUCAACUACAGAUACAAAAGAAUACUUAAUGUCUGAUCCAAAGGUUAGGAAGGAAUUCUUUCUUAUUCUACCAAAUGCUUAACCUUCAAGACACUAAUAUGUUUAAGAAAGAAAGCAUUUCCAAAAUUUUGACCCAGUUGCUAUGAAUCCCUGUACACUUCUACUGUUUCACUUGUCCUGCUCAAGCCACAAGCCUUAAGCAUCAUCAUGAAUUAGAAUUUAAUCCCAUAUAUUUGAAACUAGUAUGAUGUUGACAUUCCAUUAAUGUGGACUUCCAUCUACUUGUUGAAGAAUGAAUCCCUUAGGCCUCUGGUUUUUCUCUACUAUCAUUUGAACCCACAGUCUUAUGGGAGGAACAAGAAUUUUUAUUAGGCAUAUUGUGUAUAAUAGUCUCUCCCUUUUAGAAAAUAUAAUCAUUGAGACUCUAUGGUCCUGUUCUUGCUCUAGAGACUAAGACAUUUCCAUUUGCACAAUUAGAAAGCCUCUUUCUUUUCAAGUGUUUUUUUUUGUUCCAGAGAAUAUAAACUGAGGCAUAUGGGUGACUUGUUAUAAUCAAAAUAAUUUAUAAACAUGUGGGUCUGUAAUUGCUAGUCUAAAAACCAUUUGUACAUAAGUGUCCUCUGAUUAUAAGAGCCAGGGCACGUCUGGCAAGAUAGAUGGUGUGUUAUUUAUGGAUUAGGCUUCUGCAUGUAAGGCAUGUAUAUUAAGCAGUUUUCCUAAUUUUCAAAUGACCCUAAGUAAUAUACUUGCUAGUGAGUUUGUUGGAGACAACAUUUAAAUUGCUUUUUAAGUAAUGGGAUUGUAUCUAGGUCCUUAGAAAUUGGUCUCAGUAUAUGUUGUACCUUUACAUUUGCUCUAGGUUAUCUGGGAAGGUUUGGGUUCUGGGAGAUAUAAUCCUAAGUGACCAGGAGAUAGGACAUUCUGGCACCACCAGUCUACUUAAAGGCAGAGGCCAGGACUGAGCACCUGGGAGCCUUUCUCUCUGCUCAAAACACAGGUGGCUCUCAGUCUGAGACCUAGGAGAGUUGUCGGACUGUACAGCAUCCAAGGGGCCGCUUACCUUUUGCUGAUCUUCAGUCAUAAAGCUAUUUGCUAGACUUGAAUGAAUGAUAAGAUAAUAUGGUGGUGGGGUUUUAUUACCAUUUCAUUUUGCAGCAGCACGGAACACUGUCCGAGGAGACACCAGCAUUCCUCAGCUUGGCUUUCACAAGGGAGGAGCAUAUAUAGUAGGAAAGGAUAGUAAAUCUUAAGGUCACUGAGAUUUGCUACAGUAGAGCCAAAUUCUUUACUAUAGGCAUAUUAGUAACAGCCUCCUUAUUCUGGCAGAGGUUACAUGUAGAUGAAAAUUAAUUGUAAAUAGUCAUUGAAUCUUCAUAUACUUUUCCCCAAGCCUUAGAGACUCAUGAUAGAAUUUCAUUAGCUUUCUACUGUGAUAUUUAUAUACCCCACAGUGCCUAUUUAAUUAAUAGUCAUAAAGAGCUUCCAAAAUGGCUUUGAUUUCUACUCAUACUCAUUCAGAUUUGGGAAUUUUUUUUUUCAUAUUUGACGAUGAUGUCAGCUCUGUAUUAGAAAUUUCCAGUAAUCAGGUAAGGAGAGAUGAAGAAACAACUGAGUAAAGCAUUUGCAGGUGGAUUUAAAAGACUGAGCCAAAUUCUAUGCUCAAUUCUGAGCAUGGGCUGCUCACCUUCAUUGGGUUGCCUCAGAACAGAAUUGCAGGCAUUUAGCUGAGGAGCCAAAAUUUAGGUUAGCCUAACCUUGAGAAUAAUAUCAAUUCAGCUCCCCUGCUUUUGUUUUUAAUUCUUUUUUCUCUUUUUUUAAACUGCAUUGUGUUCGUCUAGGGACCUAAAGUAUCGUUUAUUCUGAUCAUUGUUCCCUGCAUUCUGAAGCUUUCCUUUGUCCAUUGUUGGCAUAGGCUCUUUUGUACAUAUUUAUUUAUUUGUGUUUACAAAUGCCAGCUCAUUUCAUAUCUUAGCCUUAUAUUGCCUGGAUUUAUUAUUUUUAUUAACUUUCUUUGGGAGAGACUGUAUAUAUGUGUAUAUAUAUGUUUUUUCUAAAUACUUUGUGAAAUCGUUUUCUGUAGCAAUAUCUUUGAAUAUGAUGAAUAAAAGUGACUGUGAGUGCAAAUUAGAAUUAGUAGUAAGAAGCUACUAUAGCUGAUUUGACAUUUUACUUAAAUGGAAAAUGUUUUUCGAAUAAAUACUUCUGUUGUUCGUGUUCCAAAUUAUUCAA
Molecule: messenger RNA, 6871 nt
Organism: Suricata suricatta (meerkat)
Lineage: Eukaryota; Metazoa; Chordata; Mammalia; Carnivora; Herpestidae
Gene: ADGRG6
Product: adhesion G protein-coupled receptor G6
Exons: 27
Coding region: 406-4125 (1239 amino acids)
Biological process (GO): cell surface receptor signaling pathway; heart trabecula formation; adenylate cyclase-activating G protein-coupled receptor signaling pathway
Cellular component (GO): membrane
Molecular function (GO): G protein-coupled receptor activity; laminin binding
Source: RefSeq, a predicted model, not a curated record